Ylistrum balloti is the source of this 5405-nucleotide messenger RNA. Its product is annotated as vacuolar protein sorting-associated protein 45-like. The transcript has 14 exons. The coding region runs from base 7 to 1704 and encodes 565 amino acids. The record is from RefSeq and is a predicted model, not a curated record. NCBI's taxonomy places the organism in Eukaryota, Metazoa, Mollusca, Bivalvia, Pectinida, Pectinidae. Gene Ontology annotation, biological process: intracellular protein transport; vesicle-mediated transport. Gene Ontology annotation, cellular component: Golgi membrane.
CCCAAAAUGAAUGUAAUACUUGCCGUGAAGCAGUAUAUCAGCAAGAUGAUUGAUGAAAGUGGACCGGGAAUGAAAGUCCUACUUAUGGACAAAGAGACUACCAGUAUUGUGAGUAUGGUGUAUGCCCAGUCAGAAAUUCUACAGAAGGAGGUAUACCUAUUUGAGAGGAUAGACUCGUCCGCCAGAGAGACUAUGAAACACCUCAAAUGUAUAUGUUUCCUCAGACCAACACGUGACAAUGUAGAACUCCUAGCACAAGAACUUAGACUGCCUAAAUAUGGCCUUUAUUAUAUAUAUUUCAGCAAUGUGAUCAGUAAACAAGAUGUCAAAGUGUUAGCAGAAGCAGACGAUCAGGAAGUGGUACGAGAAGUUCAGGAGUUCUUUGGUGAUUUCAUAGCAGUUAAUCCCCACUUAUUUACACUGAACAUUCUAGGCUGUAGUCAGGCCCUUAAUUGGUCCCCUACAGCCUUAACUAGGACGACCCAAGGGUUGACUUCUGUGUUGUUGUCCCUAAAGAAAUGUCCAAUGAUCCGUUACCAGAACUCUUCUGAAAUGGCCCGCAGAUUGGCAGAGAAUAUCAGAAGUACUAUCAGCAAGGAAGCAGCAUUAUUUGAGUUCAGGAAGACAGAUGUUGCUCCAGUUUUACUGGUAUUGGACAGACGUGAUGAUCCUGUCACCCCCUUACUGAAUCAGUGGACAUACCAAGCUAUGGUUCACGAGUUACUAGGUAUCAACAAUAAUCGCAUCAACCUAUCACAUAUACCAGGCAUCACUAAAGACCUACAGGAAGUUGUCCUCUCUGCUGAACAUGAUGAAUUUUAUGCAAAUAAUAUGUACAAUAAUUUUGGAGAAAUUGGAACAAAUAUCAAGGAUUUGAUGGAAGAAUUCCAGAAAAAAUCCAAAAGUCAGGCCAAGGUGGAAUCCAUAGCAGAUAUGAAGGCCUUUAUAGAGGCCUAUCCUCAGUUUAAAAAGAUGUCUGGUGCUGUAGCUAAACAUGUGACAGUGGUGGGAGAGUUGUCCAGACUAGUCAGUAAAAUCAAUCUCCUGGAAGUGUCUGAAACUGAACAAGAGCUGGCAUGUCAGGGAGACCAUUCCGCCUGUUUGCAGAAAAUCAAGGGCCUACUAAGUGGAGACAAAACACCACAAUUGGACAUGCUGCGCCUGGUGAUGCUGUAUGCCCUGCGCUAUGAGAGCCACAGUAAUAAUGAUGUGUCAGGCUUAGUCGAAGGGCUUCGUAGGAAAGGUCUUAGUGAAAAACACAGAGCAAUGGUGCAUGCAGUAUUACAAUACGGAGGGAGAAAGGCUCGUGGUAGUGAUCUCUUUGGUAACCAGGACCCAGUUGCCAUCACCAAGAGGUUCCUCAAGGGUUUGAAGGGAGUUGAGAAUGUUUACACCCAGCACAAACCCCUAAUGUACAGUAUCGUUGACCAACUUAUUAAGGGCAAGCUGAAGGAAGGUGCCUAUCCAUAUUUGGGCACAGGUCAAUUAAGAGACAAGCCCCAGGAUAUUGUGGUGUUUAUGAUUGGAGGUGCAACAUAUGAGGAGGCUCUGGCAGUCCACACUCUGAACAGAUCAAGCCCCGGGGUGAGGAUUGUUCUCGGAGGAACCACUGUUCACAACUUUAAAAGUUUUUUAGAUGAGGUAGCACAAGCAGUUGGAGGACAGCCAUCUAGUCGGUCAGAGGGAAGGUCAAGACAGUGGUGAAAAUUGAUUAGUGAUGUCACUAAACACAGCCUUUUUAUUGAUGGAAGGGAAAGUUGAAACAGUUGUGAUGAUAAAGUGAUGACUUAAACACAAAGUGCUGUACAAAAAUGAUGUGGUUGUAUUUCCUUAAGAAACAGAAACAGACACAGAAAGUUCCUACAAAUAUACUUCUGUAUCUAUUUUCCUGCCUGGGGAUGGAAAUGACUUAUUCAAAAUUAUAAGGUUAUAUAAGAUUGUGUAAUUACAAAAUUAUAAGGAUAUGUAAGAUUGUGUAAUUACAAAUGACUUGUUAAUUUCUAAUCAGUUAUUAGAGAAUGAAGAUUUGCCCCUGAUGUUGAUAACCUCAACACACAGCUGUUUCUGUGAUGGUUUUCCAGAAGCCUCUUUCAUUGACCAUGCUCAAUAUGGCUUCCAUGUGUUAUAUUGCAGGUAAAGACAUAAGUAAGUGUUGCUUAGGAAGAUAGGUCUAAAAGUUGUUGAGUAUGAACUUGGUGACAUUGCAAACGUGAAAUAAUUGCCUGUUUACUUAACAUAUGGUAACUUUGUUGAUUUUUAUACACAGCAUAGUUCCUAUUAUCAACACCUUAGGGAUGUUAGUAUGAUUUAACAGAGAUGUGUAAGAUGACAAAAUUCUAUAGAGCUAACCACUGUCAUGUUUAGGGGUAUAUGAAGGUUCUAUAGAGCGUGACCACUGUCGUGUUUAGGGGUAUAUGAAGGUUCUAUAGAGCGUGACCACUGUCGUGUUUCGGGGUAUAUGAAGGUUCUAUAGAGCGUGACCACUGUCGUGUUUAGGGGUAUAUGAAGGUUCUACAGAGCAUGACCACUAUCAUGUUUAGGGGUAUAUGAAGGUUCUCUAGAGCGUGACCACUGUCGUGUUUAGGGGUAUAUGAAGGUUCUAUAGAGCAUGACCACUAUCAUGUUUAGGGGUAUAUGAAGGUUCUACAGAGCAUGACCACUAUCAUGUUUAGGGGUAUAUGAAGGUUCUCUAGAGCGUGACCACUGUCGUGUUUAGGGGUAUAUGAAGGUUCUCUAGAGCGUGACCACUGUCGUGUUUCGGGGUAUAUGAAGGUUCUAUAGAGCGUGACCACUGUCAUGUUUAGGGGUAUAUGAAGGUUCUACAGAGCAUGACCACUAUCAUGUUUAGGGGUAUAUGAAGGUUCUCUAGAGCGUGACCACUGUCGUGUUUAGGGGUAUAUGAAGGUUCUAUAGAGCAUGUCCAAUGUCAUGUUUAGGGGUAUAUGAAGGUUCUCUAGAGUGUGACCACUGUCGUGUUUAGGGGUAUAUGAAGGUUCUAUAGAGCGUGACCACUGUCGUGUUUCGGGGUAUAUGAAGGUUCUAUAGAGCGUGACCACUGUCGUGUUUCGGGGUAUAUGAAGGUUCUAUAGAGCAUGACCACCGUCAUGUUUAGGGGUAUAUGAAGAUUCUUACAAGUGGUUCACAAAUAAGCCCUCCCCUAACUAGAAUACUAAGCUUUUACACUAGAGAAGGGAGCUUAUUUGAGGAUAAAUAUGGUAGAUGGGUCCUUACAACUGCUGAUGUUAUUCAUUGGAACAUACAUAGUCCAUUAAUCCUCUAUAUAUAUUUAAUACAGCAAAUUAUUUAUGAACUUUUACUUACAUGUCUUUAUAAAAUAUUUAAUACAGAAAAGCAUUCCUGCACAGUCCCAUUGUGUUUAUAACAAUAUCUAGAAUAGAACAUGGACAAUGGUUACUGGUGACCAGGUUGGUCACUUUAAUAUCGUGGUCAUCUAAAGGUCAGGUCAAUGGUCAUUAAAUCUAUCUUGUUACAUUUGACUUGUUAAACCCACAGAAAUCAGUUUAAAUUCUCUUGGAUCUGUGGUUUUGUGGAUUGAUGGUAGUGGAACUAACCUGGAUCACUAGCAACUCGGUAGCUCGAUUUGUUAGACUUACCUGGAUCAAUAGUGACUCGGUAGUCUGAUUUGUUAGACUAACCUGGAUCACUAGCGACUCGGUAGCCUGAUUUGUUAGACUAACCUGGAUCACUAGUGACUCAGUAGCCUGAUGUGUUAGACUAACCUGGAUCACUAGUGACUCGGUAGUCUGAUUUCUUAGACUAACCUGGAUCACUGAUUACUCAGUAGCCUGUUGUGUUAGAGGUUGAAGAAUAUUUUGACCUUUCCCUGGCUUAAGCAUAGGACAGAGAAAUCUCUACCUGAGGAGGAGAUUCACAACUGUCUAAGCAUAGGCUAUGAAGGUUAGACUGUCAGGAUUCUCCCCCAAGGGUAGAUGUUUCUCUCUCCAACCCUCAAACUAAGGAAGAAUCCUUUUUCUAUCCUUCAUCUAGAACAAAAAUUCUAUUAAUAGAAUAAUGUGACAAAUAUAUGCAGACAAAUAUGAAAACAAAAUUAAGCAAAUAAAAGCUUUUUGUUUUUAUUUUGAUCAAUCUAUAUUAUACAUUGUUCAAAGACGAGUGUAAUGAUCAAUCACUGUCAUUAUGUAUUGAAAAAUUAUUUGUAUAAACAUAAAUGACCUACCAUUUUCUUACUAUAAAAACGUAUCUUCAUUUGUCAAAAUCAACUAGUCACACCUCUCGUCUGAAAUUUACAACUUCAGUUAAGCACAUAUUAAUGUUCUGUGCAUGCAGACUGUCUGACCCCAGUAAGGUAGAGACAUCUCACCAGAAGUAUGGAUAUUUCUGUCCGAUGGCGUACAAUUGGAAUUCUGGUCUGCAUUUUGCCUUUGCCACUCUGCUAUAGCUAAACUGAUUAAUUUUCAAAAUAUCUGCUGGUAUUUUGAACCAUUUACGUGUGUAAAAUUUGUUAAGAUAAUAUGUACAUUAUUUAUAAGUUUUAACAUGAUGUAUUAUUUUAAGAUUUUGACGGUAUACUUUAACAUACCAUAAAUUUGUUGCUGUAUAAAGACAGACCAAAUGUCUUUAUAACAAAUGACAUUGUGAUCACUGUAUAUAUAAGUUCUUGUGUGUAGUUGAUUCCAUAGAGGGUCAGUGCAAUAUACUUACUGUUACAUGUAAUUAGUAAUUCAGUCUCGCGUUUUAAAUGUAAGUGUAACAACUUUACUUUCCUACCUAAUCAGAUUGCCAUGGUGAUCAUAAGUUUUACUUAUUACUUAGGUAAGAAGGUGGUGAAAAUCUGAAGCUGGUAUUGAGGUGGAAGAUGUGAAAAUUAUAUCAAUGUGUGAUGUGUUAAACAAACAUACCAAGGUGAAACAUGAAUGAAGAAAAAAUGUCAAUGUGUGAUGUGUGCAAAAAAAUUAUACUUAUUGCAAUGUGAAUGGAAAAUAUAUGUAUGUAUGAUAUGUAUGAUAAUUAUAAAAAAGGUGAAUUAUAAUGGGAAUGAAAAUAAGUUUUGAAAUUUGUGAAAAGACAAUAUCACCACUGUACAUUAGCCAUGUUUACAUUUUACAUCCUUAAUGUAUAACAGGAGAUAUGUUUUGUAUGCCUGUGUAGAUGAUUGUGGGGAUAUGCCUGAUCCCAGUCAUAUUUAAUGUUGUUGUGGGACAUUUUUUUAAUCAAACUUCUUUGUAUGGUGUGUUGACCCUUGUUUGUUGGUCAGUCAAUAAAACAUCUACUUCAUUCUAGAUAUACAGGUUUCUGGUGUCUCCUCAGUUGGAUAUGAGAGUAGUCAUGUGCUCCAACAGUUUAGGGUGUAUAAACAGAAGCCAACUAAGAUAGAAAAUUCUCAGACUUGGUUCAUAAAUAAUAAAGAAUACCAGCAUUAGAAA